UAGCAGAGCCGACCGCGCGGCCCGGGCACCGGCAUCCUCAGCGCGCCUCCCUCCCAGGCAGCGAGCCCGGCCGUUCGGCACGAUGCUCCCGGUGCAGCAGGAGCUGAAGCCCAACCCGCUGCAGGACGCCAGCCUCUGCUCGCGCGUGUUCUUCUGGUGGCUAAACCCCUUGUUUAAAAUUGGCCAUAAACGGAGGUUGGAGGAAGAUGAUAUGUAUUCGGUGCUCCCGCAAGAUCGCUCCAAGUACCUAGGAGAACAGCUGCAAGGGUAUUGGGACAAAGAAGUCUUCCGAGCCCAGAAGGAUGCGUGCAAGCCUUCUUUGACAAAAGCAAUCAUAAAGUGUUACUGGAAAUCAUACCUAGUUUUGGGAAUUUUUACACUCAUUGAGGAAAGCAUCAAAGUAAUUCAGCCCUUAUUUUUGGGGAAAGUUAUUAAUUACUUUGAGAAUUAUGAUCCCCAGGACUCCGUGGCUCUGUACAGAGCCUACGGCUACGCCACGGUGCUCACCGUCUGCACGCUCUUUCUUGCCAUAUUGCAUCAUUUGUAUUUUUACCAUGUUCAGUGCGCCGGGAUGAGGCUGAGAGUAGCCAUGUGCCACAUGAUUUAUCGGAAGGCACUUCGUCUUAGCAACCUGGCCAUGGGGAAGACCACCACAGGCCAGAUCGUCAACCUGCUGUCCAACGACGUGAACAAGUUUGAUCAGGUGACGAUCUUUUUGCACUUUCUCUGGGCGGGGCCGCUGCAGGCCAUUGCAGUGACAGCCCUUCUCUGGAUGGAGAUCGGAGUGUCGUGUCUUGCUGGGAUGGCGGUUCUGAUCAUCCUCCUGCCUUUGCAAAGCUGCAUUGGGAAGUUGUUUUCAUCACUGCGGAGUAAAACUGCAGCGUUCACGGACGCCAGGAUCAGGACCAUGAAUGAAGUCAUAACUGGAAUAAGGAUCAUCAAGAUGUAUGCCUGGGAGAAAUCCUUCGCGGACCUUAUCACCAGCCUGAGAAGGAAGGAAAUUUCCAAGGUUCUGAGAAGUUCCUACCUCAGAGGGAUGAAUUUGGCUUCGUUUUUUGUGGCCAACAAAAUCAUCCUGUUUGUGACCUUCACCAGCUAUGUGCUUCUUGGCCACGUGAUCACAGCCAGCCAUGUGUUUGUGGCAAUGACCCUGUAUGGGGCUGUGAGAUUGACUGUCACCCUCUUCUUCCCGGCAGCCAUCGAGAAAAUGUCAGAGGCAAUUGUCAGCAUUCGAAGAAUCAAGAACUUCCUGUUACUAGAUGAGAUACCACAGCCCAACCUUCAGGAGCCAACAGAUGGCAAAACAGUAGUGGAUGUGCAAGAUUUCACUGCUUUCUGGGACAAGACAUUGGAAACUCCAACCCUCCAAGGCCUUUCCUUCACCGCCAGACCCGGAGAAUUGUUAGCUGUGAUAGGUCCCGUGGGAGCAGGCAAGUCUUCACUGCUGAGCGCGGUGCUCGGGGAGCUGCCGCCGAGCCAGGGGCUGGUCAGCGUGCACGGGAAGGUCGCCUAUGUCUCCCAGCAGCCCUGGGUGUUUUCUGGAACUGUCAGGAGUAAUAUUUUAUUUGGGAAGAAGUAUGAAAAAGAACGCUAUGAGAGAGUAAUAAAGGCUUGUGCUUUGAAAAAGGAUUUACAGCUUUUAAAAGACGGGGACCUGACUGUGAUAGGAGACCGGGGAGCCACACUGAGCGGAGGGCAGAAAGCACGACUGAACCUCGCAAGAGCUGUCUACCAAGACGCCGACAUCUACCUCCUGGAUGACCCACUCAGUGCAGUAGAUGCAGAGGUUGGCAAGCACCUGUUCCAGCUGUGUAUUUGUCAGACCUUGCACGAGAAGAUCACAAUUUUGGUGACUCACCAGCUGCAGUACCUGAAGGCUGCCAGCCACAUUCUGAUACUGAAAGACGGAGAAAUGGUGCAGAAGGGAACUUACACUGAGUUUUUGAAAUCUGGAAUGGAUUUUGGUUCCCUUUUAAAGAAGGAAAACGAGGAAGCAGAGCAAACUUCAGUUCCAGGGACUCCAACGCUGAGGAAUCGAACCUUCUCGGAAGCUUCCAUUUGGUCUCAACAGUCGUCUAGACCCUCCUUGAAAGAUGGCCUUCCAGACGGCCAAGAUACAGAGAACAUGCAGGCAGCACAAUCAGAGGAGAGCCGAUCUGAAGGGCAAGUGGGCUUCAAGGCCUACAAGAAUUACUUCGCGGCAGGUGCUUCCUGGUUUAUCAUCAUUUUCCUUACUCUGCUAAACAUGGCAGCUCAGGUUGCCUAUGUCCUUCAGGAUUGGUGGCUUUCCUACUGGGCAAAGGAACAAAGUAUGCUGAAUGUCACUAUAAACGGGGAAGGAAAUGUAACAGAGAAGCUAGAUCUUAACUGGUACUUAGGAAUUUAUGCAGGUUUGACUGUAGCCACCGUCCUUUUUGGCAUAGCAAGAUGCCUGUUGAUGUUCUAUGUCCUUGUUAAUGCUUCGCAAACUUUGCACAACAAAAUGUUCGAGUCAAUCCUGAAAGCUCCAGUUUUGUUCUUCGAUAGAAAUCCAAUAGGAAGAAUUUUAAAUCGUUUCUCCAAAGACAUUGGACAUAUGGAUGACUUGCUUCCCUUGACCUUUCUAGAUUUCAUCCAGACAUUGCUGCUUGUCAUCAGUGUGGUGGCUGUGGCUGUGGCCGUGAUUCCUUGGAUUGCAAUACCCAUGAUUCCCCUUGCCAUCAUUUUCUUCAUUCUUCGGCGAUACUUCUUAGAAACCUCAAGGGAUGUCAAACGACUGGAGUCUACAACACGGAGUCCGGUCUUUUCCCACUUGUCCUCUUCCCUCCAGGGGCUCUGGACCAUCCGGGCGUACAGGGCUGAAGAGAGGUGUCAGGAGCUGUUCGAUGCACACCAGGACUUGCACUCAGAGGCUUGGUUCUUGUUUCUGACAACAUCGCGAUGGUUCGCCGUGCGUCUGGAUGCCAUCUGUGCCAUCUUUGUCAUCGUUGUUGCCUUUGGGUCCCUGAUUUUGGCACAGACUCUGGAUGCCGGGCAGGUUGGCCUGGCCUUGUCCUACGCCCUCACCCUCAUGGGGAUGUUCCAGUGGUCUGUGAGACAAAGCGCCGAAGUGGAGAAUAUGAUGAUUUCGGUGGAGAGAGUGAUUGAAUACACAGACCUAGAAAAAGAAGCACCCUGGGAGUACCAGAAACGCCCGCCACCAGGCUGGCCCCACGAAGGAGUGAUCAUCUUUGAUAACAUGAGCUUCACGUACAGCUUGGACGGGCCUGUGGUAUUGAAGCACCUGACGGCACUCAUUAAAUCGACAGAAAAGGUUGGAAUUGUGGGAAGAACAGGGGCUGGGAAGAGUUCCCUCAUCUCAGCGCUUUUUAGGCUUUCAGAACCUGAAGGUAAAAUUUGGAUUGAUAAGAUCUUGACGACUGAAAUUGGGCUUCACGAUUUAAGGAAGAAAAUGUCGAUCAUUCCACAGGAACCAGUUUUGUUCACGGGAACAAUGAGGAAGAACCUGGACCCCUUCAGUGAGCACAGCGACGAGGAACUGUGGAACGCCUUAGAAGAGGUACAGCUUAAAGAAGCCAUCGAAGAUCUUCCUGGUAAAAUGGAUACUGAAUUAGCAGAAUCAGGGUCCAAUUUUAGUGUUGGACAGAGACAAUUAGUAUGCCUUGCCCGGGCAAUUCUGAAGAAAAAUCGCAUAUUGAUUAUUGAUGAAGCUACAGCCAAUGUAGACCCAAGAACUGAUGAGCUGAUCCAGAAGAAGAUCCGGGAGAAGUUCGCCCAGUGCACCGUGCUGACCAUUGCGCACAGGCUAAACACCAUCAUUGACAGCGAUAAGAUCAUGGUUUUGGAUUCAGGAAGACUGAAAGAAUAUGAUGAGCCGUAUAUUUUGCUGCAGAAUAAAGAGGGCCUCUUUUACAAGAUGGUACAGCAGCUGGGCAAGGGGGAGGCUGCUGCCCUCACUGAAGCAGCAAAACAGGUUUACUUCAAAAGGAAUUACCCAGAGAUUGCUCACACUGGCUCUGUGGUUAUGAACACUUCCAAUGGACAGCCCCCCGUCUUAACGAUCUUUGAGACUGCACUGUGAUUCCACCCAAGUGUCAAGUCAUCACGUUCCAGAGGCAUUUUCCCGUAGUUUUUGCACUGUACAAGCUACACUAUACUUUUUUUACAAACUCUAGCAAAAAAAUGUACACAUGCAAGAUGGCAGUGUAUUUGGACACUACCCCCCACCUCAUCCAGUGAUUUCAAGCUCUAAAAAAGUGGUUUUUUAUUUUUGCUUCAAUGUUAUAAUAUCUUACAAAUCCAAAUCAGAGGUGCAGGCCAUUGACAAAAACAGCAUUUGGUGCCUUAAUAGUCUCAGAGCCAAAGCCCCUUCAUUGUGUAAGGAAUGGGGCAAAAUUGUCACAGAUUGGUUGGUUCUGUUUUCCUGUUGAUCCCAAAUUACAUAUUGGUUUCCAGUGAU
Messenger RNA from Octodon degus (degu), 4438 nucleotides. RefSeq names its product ATP binding cassette subfamily C member 4 (gene Abcc4). The transcript has 31 exons. Gene Ontology annotation, biological process: transmembrane transport. The record is from RefSeq and is a predicted model, not a curated record. Bases 83 to 4060 code for a protein of 1325 amino acids. Gene Ontology annotation, cellular component: plasma membrane. Gene Ontology annotation, molecular function: ATP hydrolysis activity; ATP binding; ABC-type transporter activity. Lineage: Eukaryota; Metazoa; Chordata; Mammalia; Rodentia; Octodontidae.